Diachasmimorpha longicaudata is the source of this 5251-nucleotide messenger RNA. It is a transcript of the gene mRpL41, whose product is annotated as large ribosomal subunit protein mL41. Gene Ontology annotation, cellular component: mitochondrial large ribosomal subunit. The record is from RefSeq and is a predicted model, not a curated record. Gene Ontology annotation, biological process: translation. NCBI's taxonomy places the organism in Eukaryota, Metazoa, Arthropoda, Insecta, Hymenoptera, Braconidae. Gene Ontology annotation, molecular function: structural constituent of ribosome. The transcript is spliced from 2 exons. Bases 1 to 519 code for a protein of 172 amino acids.
AUGUCAUCGAUUUUUCCCAUUCUUCGUCGAGGCAUUUCGACGACAGCAGUUGUCAGUGGUAAAAGGAAUUUACGGAAGUUCACUCUCUACAAUAAGAGAGGAACACGAGAAUUCAAGGAACGACAGAGACACAAUCCUGAUCCUGAUAUUCCAAUUUUCCAUCGUGGAACGAGAACAACUGGUAUCAAAGUCGGAGAAAAGUUUGUUCUAAUUCCCGAAAUGGUUCCGGAAUUGAUAGUACCAAAUUUAGAAGGUUGUGAUUUAAAACCUUACGUGUCAUACCAAUCUACACGUGUAGUCCAAUCAGCAUUUAAACCUCGGGAUCUCUUCAACGCAAUUUAUGCGGAUAAAAUAAAAAAAGAUUUCGAAGCGAAAAAAUUGGACGAUAAUGGUAAUUCCCUGGAGCCAAGUAAUUUUGAGUCUCUUCUACCACAUGAAGCACAAGCUCUCGCUGGCAAGACUGGCAGCGAUAUCUUCGAGCAAGAAAAACCUCCAGAAUAUUUAGAGGAAGUUAAGUAAAAAUCACAGGAAAUAUCUCAUUGAUUUCUUCCUUCGUUUAUUGUCGUAGAACGUGAUUAUGUAAAUAUCUCACAUGUAUAUGUUUAAACAAUAAAUAUGCGACUAAAAUUAGUGGGCCUAUGUCUCAGAAUCUCAUCGAUUCGGAGUUUACUAAAAAAACUGAAAAAUUUCUUAAUUCGCUUUUCUAAAAUUUAAUUUGUAUAUUUCUUUAACUAAUUGCUCUUACUGAUGAGUUCUACGUGCAGCCGGUGGUAUGACAUACUUUAUCUCAGAUACUCUGAUCUUUAUCGAUAGAUCAGUCAAUUACUCGUAAUUCGAAUAACAUCGUAGUGAUCGGUGUUGCCAAAUGCCUGUUUUUUUAUCCAAAAAUUCCUUUUAAUUUUUCUAGGAUGGGGUAUAUCGCCCGAAGGCUCGAUGAGGUAUCGAUACCAUCGUUUGAAAAUCGUCAAUCAGUCGCGUGAAGUUCAUUCGAUUGAUCAAUAAAAUUUUUGGAAUAAAAAACUGCCAUUUGGCGGCUCUGGUAGUGAUCGUUUUGAUGAUUCAAAAUCGUGAGCCAACUUCAAUCAAUCGGUAGUUUCCGCCAAAUCAUCCGUUAAAGGUAGCUCUACCCUCGUGUCGCUAAUUAAAAAAUGAUGAUUCCAAGUAAUCGAGUUUUCUAACACUUUUGUGGAGUUUUCGGUGAUAUUUGAAGUUAUUAAAAGGGUAGAGCUCCUUUAAAAAUCGAUUUUUCGUCGCCAUUUUCUCCCAUUCAAUAUUGAUAUGAUAAUAAUCUCUCGUCGAGCAGCAAAUAAUUCACAUUAUUCUUCUCAGUCCUAAAAAAUAUCUAUGCUAUUGACUAUGUUAGACCUUGCAUUGCAAAAUGACGAGUACAUAUCACAUAUAAUCUUUACUCCCAAUUGAAAAAAAUUCUUUGAAGAUUUCUCCAACGAAUUAUCCUUCAUUUUUUUUAAUUUACCGUUCUCUCGCUAAAUGGCAAAUUAGCGGUUUUCUGGGUAUUUUUUUUCUAGUACGUACGAGAUGAUUUCAGAGGGCAAUUAAGUAAUCAACAGGAAUCACCUACAUCACACUAAUGAAAAUCUAUCGUCCUAAGAAGGCAUUUUUUUCGUGUUUUUUUCCGAUUUUCUGGACACUUAGUGAGUUUAUUCUUCAGUAAUUCGAUGUUGAUUGAUCAGAAUUAUACCGAGCGGUGGAUAUAACUCACAUCGAGCCGAGGAAAUGCAUAAAAACUCAUCGGGGGAAAUUAGAAUUGAAUAGUUCAGUAAUUAAAUGGUAAAAGGAGUGAACUUGAUUUUGACAAUUGACCUGUUUUUGAUGAAUACCUCGAAAUCAAAAACUCGACUCGAAGAUACGUCAGUUCAUCUCGUUUUACCACUUCAUUACUUAAUGACAGUUUUUGAUACCUCGAAACCCCGUUAGAAAAUCAAUUACCAAUUGCAUUUCAUGUGUAAUUCCCGCAAUAAAUCUCUUGAUAAUCAAGUCCCAAUAAAAAAAAUUGUGAUACAAGAAAAAUUUCCAUAAAGCUGAUUCCCAAACAAAUAUUCACAAAAAUCUCAUCAAAUCGUAACAAUAUUUGUAACAGCAUUCGUUCACCUCAGUAGACUCGCCUCCAAUCGUCAUUUUUUAUUUAAAAAAAAGAGAUUCUUAUUUUUGUUCACUUUUGAGCGGAGUUUGAUUGUAUUUAUCAUUUGUUCAUUUUAAAUAUAUCUAAAAUGUUAAAGGGAUAGAUCCCAAAUGAUUGAAGUCGUUGUUGGUUGUGCGCGGCCGGUAUUGCUCAUCAAUUAUCUUAUUAAACAGUUGAAGCUCUGAAAAAUCUAGUACCUAAGGGAGAAAUAUCUUCUGCGAUGAAGAGGAAUCAUUAUGGAUUCGUUUCUUCCUCCCGAUAAUCGCCGAACACCUUCUCAUUAUUUCAACAAUUAUGCAGACUUUUUUUUUCACAAGUAUUAUUGACUAGUUUCAUAUGAUUAUGACGAGAUUAAUUGAUUUCUCAACGUGACAACAUGUUUCAUUUCCGAUGGUCAAUGAAAAUCAGAUAUCAGCAGAAAAAAAAAAUCAUUAAUGAUCAAGUUAAUUAAUGAUCAAUAAUGUAAUGAAAAAAUAUUGUGAAAACGGCAUAAAAAAACCCAUUCCUAUUGUUCGGAAUUUGAAUUCGAGAGAGAUCGAUAACAGAAAUCGAUAGCACUGGAAAUAAUACUUAUGCCGAUUUCUGGUGGAAACUCGAUAAUUGUCAUGACUAUCCAACAAACACUUUUCAUCAUUACAUCAUUACAUGUUAUUCAACAAUUUUUUUUAUACUUAUGAAUUAAUAACCAAAUUGUCUAGUUUAUUUACUUCUUCAUCGCGUGGAUCGAUGAGCUGCGGUUGUUUAAUUACAUUGGUGACGAUCCCAGGCGACUCGAUGGCAGUGGGAUAUUAUUAAAAUUCUAUCGUUUGAAAUAAUUAAUUACUCAAUCAAUUCAAAAUUACAUUCGGUCAUUGCAAUGACUUUAACAAAUUCAGUUUCACGUAUCAAAAAUCAAUGACUCAUUCGCCAAUUUUUUUUUCUCCAUACAAGUCUUCAACUGCGCCCUUAAAGCUAUGGUAAAAAUCCCAUUGACCUUAAGCCAUCAAUUUUAGCUCAUUAACGAGUUUUUUUUUUCAUUUUUCUAUUACUAAUUCUGAAGGAAAAUUCUAGUGCUUAACUUUUACCCAUCAUUUUAUUAAAUUCUUGUCUGGAUUCUAAUAAAUUGGUGUUUUAUCAGUUCGAGUUAAUGAUCAGUCUAUUUAUGGUUAAUGAUUACAUAUUCCUGUACCACACGAUAAUUUUCCAGUCUAGAGUUCAUGAUAGAAAGUGGUUAGUAGGAGAUGUCUGUUUGAGAUGAAAUACAGUAAUUCCCUCAGGAACAGAACAACUGCUUCAACUAUCGAACAUUUUUUCCCAAAAAAAAAUCCUCGAACUACGCAGUAAGCUAAAACCUAAUAAUAUUUAAAAAUCAUUGGAUGGCUCUGCGAUGGAAUUCAUCUGUCACUGAAAAAUCCCGUAGAUAAUAAAUAUUUAGAUUAUUUAUUCCAUUGGAUCACCGGCAUUUUCAAAGAUCGUUGCAUGAGGACUGUUACUAGCUGGCCACAAAAAUCCACCAACACUUCCAGGAGGCAGAUAAGAGGCACCACCCAAUCCAACCUGAAGUUAAUUAUUCAUCCGAUUGGCUAGAAAUUCUUAAUUUCUCUUGAUUCAUCACAUACUCUUGCAUCCCUGUGCCAAUAACCAAGCAACAGGCAGAUAAAUUGGGUGUCAUGCACGUGCCAUGAAAAUAAUGACAAAUGUUUAAAAAAAUAAUAUUCAUUUAUUGCAGUGAAAUAAAUAAAUUAUAGAAACAAAUUUGCAGGUACAGACUACGUACAUUUCUAACUUGUGAAUUAAUCAUUCUUUAUCAUAACAAAUACACAAUUUCGAGUGUAAAAAAAUGUAUUAUAAUUGCGUGGGUGAAAACAAAUUCCCUGGCAAUAAUUCAACAAAUCAAAUGAAAAUAAUCCAAUGGUAAAGAAAAAUUUUUAAUUGUAAUCUCUCUUUUCAACUGAUUCAUUCCACGAAUUCUUAUUUUAGCCCAACGUGAUAAAUAUUUACAUCCAACAGUUGCUGGGAGUUAUUAAAAAUAAAAUCAGUCCUCUGUCAAACUCUAGACUAAAUAAAUGUUCGUUAAUACUCAGGAUGUUACCUGCUGGCUCCACAGCAGUGUCCUCUCUGCUAAUUGACAAUCAGCAGCGAGUCGAGAUGGUAAACUCUUCCAUCUGUCUUCUUCACGUUCUCGAUCUCUUUCAAAAUUUGAAUCAGAUGUUUGAGAUAGUGGUGGAAGUAUUUGGGUACGUUGGGCCAUUUUGUAACUGUCCUGACGUGGUACAUGCUCACCACAACGUCGAGCUGAUGAUGAACCACUACUACCACUACCUGAUAAACCUGGUAGAGGUGUAGGACUACCACCACCUCGAUGUCUGUGAUACAUAUUUCUCUUUUGCUGGAGCAUUCUCUGCUGCACUAAUAAUUGCAACUGCAUACUCGAGUCAACACGUGUUUUGAAUUGCUGUUGAUUUGGUGAUGUUGAGUUUGGUCGUAGAUGGACGAGGUCCAGGUGUCCACGAGCUUUUCCUGAAUCUGAAUGAUUAAUUUAUGGUUACUAAACUGGAAAUGGAAAAGCUAAAUGGAAAUAAUUACCUUGAAUACUUCGUUGUUUGACAGGUCUAUCACCCGUACUAGUCUGUUGACAAAACAUUAGUCUUGGCCCAGCAUCAGAAGCUCUCCUUCCCUGUCCUGUUCUCGCUAUUCUAGCUGCUAUUGGUGAUGGACUUUUAGGUGGUGGUGGUGUACAAGACGGUAAACUACUGGUAAAACAUCCAGUAAUUGAAAAAUCAGGUGGACAACCCGAGUCAAAGCUCGAUUCAAAUAAUUCAGAUGACGAACUACCACUGCAACCAGCUCCAAACAGUGUCGCACGACUCGGUGGAUCAAUGGACUCCAUCAUUGAGUCAAAAUGCUGCUGUUGGUAAUCACUGAGACGACGAUUAACAAUUUGACUGUCAAUUCUUUGGCUAAUGUCACGAUCCAAUCCCAAUCGAUGCUCCUGCAGUUUAAUUUGUGCCUCACGGAGUUCAUCACCGCUUGGUCCCUCCUCAAGAUCGCCCUCUGCACUGCAACAACCCUCGUCCGUUGACGAUGACGUUGAACUGAAACGCUUGCCACAUCUGUUAGCUUCAUCCCGUC